Adineta ricciae is the source of this 354-nucleotide messenger RNA. The record is from the annotation of a GenBank genome assembly. Lineage: Eukaryota; Metazoa; Rotifera; Eurotatoria; Adinetida; Adinetidae.
AUGAGCAGCUCGAAUUCAUCUUCAGACAGCGGUCAAACUCCGACUGCGGACACUUGCUCUAGCGGUGUUGAUGGUUAUUGGAGUCCAGACGUUAUACGGAGAGGAGCUGAAUCUUCAUUUCUACCGAAUUCAUAUUCAUCUACAAUUUCAUCAAUAUCAUCGGUGUCAUCAAUACCAUCAUCAUCAUCAGCAGACGAUGUAUCGUCAUCUGAAUCAGCUGCAGCACCAUUGCCGGGUGCAGCUAUACAGCAGGUACAGAAUCCAAGACCAACAGAUAUGAAUGAUUAUGGUGGCACAUACAGUACUACUAACUCUUCUGGAACAGUUCGAAAUUUUCCUCCAAAAAAAAGCUAA